GUGAUAUUGACUGAUUUCAUUGAACCACUAGAAAUUAUCUCAGCAAGAAUAAUUUCAGAUGUUUAUCGACAAAAAGUGAGACUUAAUAAAUCUGAUUCAAAUGAAAUUCGAGGAAAAUAUGACAACUGUAUUUGGGAUGAAUCACAAUGUGGGUCAAAGCUUAUUAUUGAGGAUGAUAGAAAAGUUGUAUAUGCACCAAAUGAUCUUAUUUCAUAUCAAAAUGUUAGAGCCAAAAUGUUAAUAGAAAAUAGUGGUAUCUUUGAAUGGGACAUAAUAGUUGAGAAAGUAUGUACAAAUGCUUGGGUUGGAGUCUGUUCAUCAGAAAAUUUUAAUUAUGAAUUCUUUGCUGGAGAUCAACCAACCGGAUGGGUAUUAGGCAGCGGUGGUAAUAUUUAUAAUUCAGGAAAAUGGAUAAGAUAUUGUCCUUCAUUUGGCGAUGGUACAAGAAUUACUGUUCAUUUAGAUUUGAAUAAAAGAAUUUGUUCUUUUACAGUUAAUG
Molecule: messenger RNA, 499 nt
Organism: Rhizophagus irregularis DAOM 181602=DAOM 197198
Lineage: Eukaryota; Fungi; Glomeromycota; Glomeromycetes; Glomerales; Glomeraceae
Source: RefSeq, a predicted model, not a curated record